This is a messenger RNA of Arachis ipaensis, 463 nucleotides long. NCBI's taxonomy places the organism in Eukaryota, Viridiplantae, Streptophyta, Magnoliopsida, Fabales, Fabaceae. The record is from RefSeq and is a predicted model, not a curated record.
GGUGCCGUCGUCACUCAUGGAAGGUCUGCCCACUUCCCGAUCCUCUUCUCCUCGACGUCAAGUGCUUGCUCGGAACUGUUGGCGACGCCGCCGCGAAGGGCUUCUCCAUUGUCGUCUGUGCUCGAUUUGUUGGUGCCCAUCUCUCACUGCGACGUGUCUCUCUGCUCGGCUGUGGAGUAUUCACCGCGCCGUCACCUUCUUUCCUCCCUCGCCGCCGACUGCUAAUUACAAGAGGGCUACUGAACUAGAAGACAUUAUACGUAGGAAGAAUUCGACGAUCUCAAAAUUAAAGAAGGAUUUGGCGGUUCUAGAACAAAAGGUUAUGCAGCUUACUAGAGAACGCCGAGCCUCCUUCACUGCUUUUUAUUUAAUAUUUAAUUAAACCGGUUGAACCCCGGUCGAACCAGUGAACUAUUGAACCAGUGACCUCACCGGUUUAUUGACCGGUCCGGUUCUCGCAACC